AUGAAGUGCCUUUUGCUGUCUCUCGCUCUGUUCGAGCUGCUGUUCUGGCACACAGGAUCAGCACUAUUUUUGGACGAUAAUUGCGAAAGGAUUCAGAAUCAAGGCGGACGAACCACCACUCCUUGGAUGGCCGCAAUAAACUGCGAACAUGGAUUUUUAUGCGGCGGCACGUUGAUUACCAAAAACUUUGUGCUGACAUCUGCGGAAUGCAUAUCUGAUAAGAUUCGAUUAUUCGUCCAACUGGGAGUCAGGAAUAGAAGCCAUGUCAAUGGUGUGAUGAACUUCAAUGUAAUCCGCUCCAUAGUGCAUCGUGAUUAUAUAGAGCAGCCAGGACCUAAUGAUAUAGCACUGCUGAAACUCCACACUGAAGUAACCUACACCGAUCGCAUUCGACCCAUCUGCAUCUUAAUGAAUGGUGCCGCUUCUGUGUUGAAGGAUAUCAACACAUUUUCUGCUUUUGGCUGGGGAACAACAUCAAUGUCUGGAAGACCCAGCCAAAUGUUGAAGACCAUCCAGAUGAGGAGGCGUCCUUCGAGGAAGUGCCAAUAUGACGGCAUCCAGUUAACGAACGGACAAUUCUGUGCGGACAGUGCGAUGGGCCCCGAACCUUGUACCGGUGAUUCUGGAGGACCGGUGGUCGCCAACGUCAGGAAUCGUACUGUCCAGAUGGGAAUCAUUAGCUAUGGCUCCAUUGAUUGCGAUGCUCCUGGGGUUUACACGGACGUGGCGAGCUACACCAACUGGAUAGCUUCUAAUGUACAACAAGUUAAAAAAAACAUCACCAUGAAGUCAUGA
Messenger RNA from Drosophila serrata, 795 nucleotides. Its product is annotated as chymotrypsin-1. Gene Ontology annotation, molecular function: serine-type endopeptidase activity. NCBI's taxonomy places the organism in Eukaryota, Metazoa, Arthropoda, Insecta, Diptera, Drosophilidae. The record is from RefSeq and is a predicted model, not a curated record. Gene Ontology annotation, biological process: proteolysis.